UCUGUUUGUUAAAUCGGGAGAAUCAAUAGAACAAUAGCAAAAGCAUCGACAUCUGGCACACUGCCAAUAUUUGCUCUAACACCUAGGGAACCUUAUAUAAGCUCAUCAUAUAGGAAAAUGAAGUUAGUCUCAUGUCAAAAUCUGUUGUCAAUACAUCAAAUUAGAGAAGAGUACCACCACUGCACCAUGAAAUCAUAUAUUGAACUUUAUAUGCUUUUCUGCCUUGCGUUCGGUUAUGCCAAAGCCGAUUGUCCAGAUACGGAAGAUGUAGUAUGGGCUCUGGGUGGCGGCUGUGUGGUGUUUCGCAAUGAAUGUUAUUUGAACAUGGCAAAUAUGGUCCGAAAACCCGGCUACACUGUAACCACUAAGGAGGAGUGUCAAAAGCAAUGCCCUCAGAUCUGCCCUGCGAUUUAUAGCCCAACGACGGGCAAUUAUAAUGGAACGAUGCGGGAGUUUAGCAAUGAAUGUGUGAAACGAGCUCAUACCUGUCGCACUGGCGAGACUUUUGUGUAGAGUCACGCGAGUAACUAAUAGAUGGACAUUAAUAAAGCAAUCUGUACACUAUUAAAGCGGAAUUAAAGAAACUGGAUUUUUAUGAAGAUUUUAUAGUGUGUUUAUUUAGGGAGUAGUUUGUCUGCUGUAGGCUGAAGUUUAAUAUACCACCUAAGAAGCACUUUUUAACUUAAAUUGUAACUUGCGAAAUAUAUUAAGUGUAAAUAUUUUGAUUUAUUUCUUGUAAAGUUAGUAAGUGCCCGAAUUAUUUUUCAAAGUAAAAAGGGUAGAGAUUUUCCUAAUCGUCGUAAAGAUCUCUGCGUAAUUCAGACCAGUUUCAGCGGAUUUUUUGUUUUUAUAUAUCAGGUCAUGCAAACAGCUUAUGGUAAAUAUUAUAAACAAAACAACUAAAA
Molecule: messenger RNA, 905 nt
Organism: Drosophila eugracilis
Lineage: Eukaryota; Metazoa; Arthropoda; Insecta; Diptera; Drosophilidae
Exons: 3
Coding region: 118-513 (131 amino acids)
Source: RefSeq, a predicted model, not a curated record